UAAAAAAGAAGAACAGCCACAUGGUUAGAAGCUUCGCGGGAACGAGCUAUAAUAAACAAAUCUAGCAGACUGUCAGAAUUUGAUAGCCAAACCCAACAUUUUGGUUUGUGUUUCAAUUGGUUGUUUAAACAACUGAAUGCAUAUUGUAACUGCAGCAGACUGGCAUCGGCUAAAAUAAGGUUCAUAUUUAUUUUCAAGGGGUUUUCUGAUUUGCUAAUGCUGUGAAGUAGUAUAUACUAGUACGAGGUCGAGCUUAUAGGCUACUAUAGCUAGCACAAAAGCCCUUUACGGGCAAAUUGGCUCGUAACUAGCUAUCAAUUUGUAAGCAUUUUACAGAGGCUGUAACUUCAACUGAGUUUUUUCGAGGCAUUAUACAGUACACUGAAACACGAUGGCAGAGAGACCCGAAGACCUAAAUCUUCCCAACGCCGUCAUUACCCGCAUUAUCAAGGAAGCGCUUCCAGACGGAGUAAAUGUGUCUAAAGAAGCCAGACGAGCCAUCUCUCAAGCUGCUAGUGUGUUCGUCCUGUAUGCGACAUCAUGUGCAAACAAUUUUGCUAUGAAAGCAAAGAGGAAAACUCUAAAUGCGGGGGACGUAAUGGCAGCAAUGGAGGAGAUGGAGUUUGAACGCUUUUUACAGCCUCUGCGUGAAGCUUUGGAGGCUCACAAGAAGGGUCUGAAGGGAAAGAAAGAAGCAUCAGAACAGAAGCGCAAAGACAAGGAGAAAAAGACUGACACGGAGGAGCAUGACAAGAGUAGGGAAGAGGAGGAUGAUGAAGAGCACAUGGAUGAAGAGCAGGAAGCUGAGAAUGAAGCAGAAGAAGUUGAAAACUGAAGACUGGCAACCAGCAGUGAUGAAGUAUUGGUUGAAAUAAUUUAAGUGCACAUUUUCUGUAUACCCUAGUUUUCCAUAAAUACCAGAUGUCUGUAACUCCGUAAACUAUUGCUACAGCCAAUGAGACGACUUAUUAGGCAAGGGACAGAACCUGUACCACUAACGGGAUGGGCUUAAGUCCCUACAAAAGUUUAUGUAGGCAAGGACAAUUGGGUCAUGUGUCUGACUUGUUUAAGUUUAACCUGUCCAAAUCUAUAUUUUUCAUUUAAGUGGUACAAAUGUAAGUUUUGGAAAAUGGUUGCCAAAAAAUGGGUUUACCAAUGUUUCUCAGAAGGCUCAUUUGGAAAUACUCAGUUCAGGGAAAAUGGUUAAACUGACCUUAUGGACCAUCUGGUCAAACCAAAGGCUUCAAGUUUUGGACAAUUAACUUUGCCACAGGGCUUAGUUGACUUUUUGAUGUACAUACCAAUUUGAAAUACAUUUGUACUUGUAGCAUAUAAUAUGCAAUUCAUUUUUCAAUAAAAAUGUUAAUUAA
Osmerus eperlanus (European smelt) is the source of this 1370-nucleotide messenger RNA. RefSeq names its product polymerase (DNA directed), epsilon 3 (p17 subunit) (gene pole3). Lineage: Eukaryota; Metazoa; Chordata; Actinopteri; Osmeriformes; Osmeridae. Gene Ontology annotation, cellular component: epsilon DNA polymerase complex; CHRAC. The transcript has 4 exons. Bases 392 to 835 code for a protein of 147 amino acids. The record is from RefSeq and is a predicted model, not a curated record. Gene Ontology annotation, biological process: heterochromatin formation; leading strand elongation; DNA damage response. Gene Ontology annotation, molecular function: protein heterodimerization activity; chromatin DNA binding.